Sclerotinia trifoliorum is the source of this 1983-nucleotide messenger RNA. Lineage: Eukaryota; Fungi; Ascomycota; Leotiomycetes; Helotiales; Sclerotiniaceae. The record is from the annotation of a GenBank genome assembly.
CGUCAUUGUGUGCUAAGAUUGACUCCCGAGAUUCAAUACACGUUUGUAUAGUACUACACUAACUAGUAGUAUCGUACUAUUAGAUUGUAUAAAGUAUUGCAGGUUUACUUUUUGCGAGAUUCAAAAACUUAAAAUAUCUGGAUUUUACAUAUAAAUAUAUUUUCAUUUAGACACUUAUUUUGGAUGUGCGAAUCACAUUCUUUGAGAGAAACAGAGACAGACAUCAUGAAGACUUAUUUAGAUCUUGUUAAUGAGUGCGAUACGUAAGUACUUUUAUUCGAAAGUUUUCAUUGACUUGCCAAGUACUAGAUGAUAUCACUGCAUGGAAAUGGAAAUGGUGGAGUUGUGGCUUUUGGGGUUUGUGGCGGUUGGAUGAUGCAAGUUUGAGGAGUACAAUACGAUAUGCUGUCAUACAACCAAGUGGUUGGUAAGAUGAAUAUAUGCUCAUAUAUUGAAGCAACGUGGGAGAAUCAACUUUCAAAAAGUGCUUAACAGCUUAGCGGGGCUUUCAAUCUUCAAACCGAACAUGGUCAUCGAACUCCACAAUACUUUCCCUCAAACUUCUAUCCCAUCAUCCAUUCCCCAAACUGAAAUCCCCAACUAACGCACCCCAGAUUUCCCUACCCGGAAACAGAUCCGGUCGCCCACAAAACUAUGACCUCCACCAUCUACACCCUCAUCCACGAAGAUCCCCUAACCUCCACCAUCUACCCCUUGGGCUACAUCACCCUCCCCAUCUAUGAAGCCCUCUGCAAAGUACCCACCGGCAUCAAAGGAGAAAUGCUCGUCAACCAAUCCAACCGCACCAUAUCCAUCUUCAACCAAGCCACCGAGCCCGAACGUACCGCCGCCGUAGCUGCAACAUGUGACUACUGGCGUUCUAACAAAACCUUCCGGGUGCUAUCCGGAUGGCGUGAUGAAGUAUAUCCUGUGUAUGGACCCGGAAAUGAAGUUUUGUGGUCCGUUGAGCGAAGUGCUUCGGUAUUGUUUGGGAUUCUGGGUUAUGGUAUUCAUAUGAUGGCAUAUGUGCGUUGCCCUGAAGUGAAGUAUGGCAUGAAGUUAUGGGUACCUAGACGCUCAGCUAGCAAACAAACAUAUCCUUCCAUGUUGGAUAAUACGGUCGCGGGAGGAAUGGCUACAGGAGAAGAUAAGCUUGAAGCUUUGGUUAGAGAGUGUAUGGAGGAAGCUAGUUUCCCGGAAGAGAUUGUGAGGAAGAAUGUUAAGGAUCAGGGUGCUCUUACAUAUUUUUAUGUAAGAGGCGCUACUGCUGGAGGAGAAACGGGUUUGAUGCAACCAGAAUGUGAAUACGUUUACGAUUUGGAGCUGCCUGCCGAUGUCAUACCCAAACCAAAUGAUACCGAGGUGGAUCAAUUUUAUUUAUUGACAGUGGAGGAAGUUCAAGAACACAUGAAAAAUGAUGAGUUCAAAACCAACUGCGCAAUUGUUUUGUUGGAUUUCUUCAUCAGACAUGGCAUAUUGACACGGGAAAACGAGAGCGAUUUCGAUGAGAUCAAGAGCAGGAUUCAUAGAAAGUUGCCAUUUCCAGGACCACACAAUAUUUGAAUGCUCUAGUAUUCCAGAUCUGAAAAAGGUAUCUGGUGCUUGAACGCCCUCAAGACUUUUUCAAUUUCCCAUCCACAAACGCCCCACGCAAAUGCAAACCAAAUGUGCACGCGAAAAAUCGGUUUUCAAUAUUGUCGAUUUUCCCCUGCCAGAUUUCUCAAAGAUUUCACCACGUCAUGAAAGCAGGUUCUUUCUUCAAUUAUUUUAGGUUCCCCACGUCUUCCUCUAUUUCUUAAUUAGAAGAUAAACAUAGUCGACUCUUAAAGGUGUAAGCUUCUUAUAAGGACCCUCCAAACCCAUCAACAAACCACCGAAGGAGAUAUAUGCCUUACUAUAUCAGAAAUUAGUCAAUCAGUUCAUAGCAUAACUAGAUAGCAUAGCCAAAUAGCAAGCAAUCAAGCAAUUCCAACCAUCCAAGAA